CCAGCUUGUCGUGCCUGCUGUGAUGGGCGUCGCGUGCAGCGAGAUCAGCUGUGGGCCUGACAUGGCACGGAUGGAGACUGAGAACAACGGGAAGCCCCUGCUGGUCCGUGAGGAGUCAUCUCUUAAUAUUCCAGCUGUUGGUGCUGCCCAUGUUCUCAAGAGAUACGUUGCCCAGGCACCGGAUGAACUCUCCUUGGAGGUGGGAGACCUCGUGUGCGUCAUCGAGAUGCCGCCUCAGGAGCUGAGCCCCCGCUGGAGAGGCAAGCACGGCUUUCAGGUUGGAUUUUUCCCUGGUGAGUGUGUGGAGCUCAUUAACGGAAAAAUCCCGGAGUCUCUCAUCAAUUCAGUGCCAAAGCCAGUGCCAAAGAAGCGCGGCAAGCUCCUCACCUUCCUUCGUUCCGUCGUGAAGGCCCGCCCAAAGCAACGGAAAGAGCGGGAGGUGGAGAAGGAGAGGGUGUUUGGCCGUGACCUGGGAGAGCAUCUUCUCCACUCUGGUCGUGAUGUCCCCCAGGUCCUCCAGAGCUGCGCCGAGUUCAUCGAGCAGCAUGGCGUGGUGCAGGGGAUAUACCGCCUGUCCGGCGUGGCGUCCAACGUCCAGAGACUGCGCCAGGAAUUUGAGUCUGAGCAGGUUCCUGAGCUAACCGUCCGCGACGUUCACAGCGCGAGCUCCCUCUGCAAAAUGUACUUCAGGGAGCUCCCGACCCCCCUGCUGACCGACCAGCUGUACGACAAGUUCUCGGAUGCUGUUGGUGCCACUACAGAGGAGGAGCGGCUGGUCAGAAUGCGGGACACCAUCCAGCAGCUGCCCGCUCCUCACUACAGGACCCUGGUGUUCCUGAUGAGACACUUGGCCAGUCUAUCUGCGAACAGCUCUGUCACCAACAUGCACGCUAAGAACUUAGCCAUUGUGUGGGCUCCAAACCUCCUAAGAUCACAGCAGAGCGAGUCUGCCUGCGCCAGCGGGAGAGCUGCCUGCACGGAACUGCAGACGCAGUCGGCUGUGGUGGAAUUCAUCAUCGACCACACAGACGUCCUCUUCUGCUCCACAUCUGGACCUGACAUCGCAGAUGGAGCAGGGCACAGUUCUCUCUCAGGGCCCCAGUCUGUGCGGGCGUCUUCUGCUGCCACAGAGCUGCUCAGCCUGGAGGAGGCGCAGGCACGGAGGCGAGGCCACAGCAGCUCUCCUGUCACUGUGGCAUAG
Molecule: messenger RNA, 1201 nt
Organism: Tympanuchus pallidicinctus (lesser prairie-chicken)
Lineage: Eukaryota; Metazoa; Chordata; Aves; Galliformes; Phasianidae
Product: rho GTPase-activating protein 32-like
Exons: 11
Coding region: 23-1201 (392 amino acids)
Biological process (GO): small GTPase-mediated signal transduction
Cellular component (GO): nucleoplasm; actin cytoskeleton; cell cortex
Molecular function (GO): GTPase activator activity; protein binding
Source: RefSeq, a predicted model, not a curated record